AAAUCACAGGUAAACUUAAACGCAACCGCUCGUGGUUGGAUAGACAUUGUCAGUGUUCGCUGCGAUUUUUAAGAGUAUACACUAAAGAUUAGGAUAUACGUUUAAUUUCGGCUGUGCUUGGAUUAUCGGAGAGGGAUUAUCGUUUUAAUCGUUGAGCCUGAUUACAUUUUGUUGCUAUAUAAUUUUGAAAUAAUAAGUUUACUUAAUCGUUUGAUUAGUAGGUUACAAAAGACUCAAGGACUCAAAGGCAGACACCAUUUCGUAUAAGGACUGUAGUGGAGCGCCGACCUUUCUGUAAAAAUAGUUUGAGUGAAAAAGGAUAAAAACAUUAUUUCAUAAACCGUGCGACGAAAGAACACAGCGUGUGCUGAAUCGGAAUACGAGUGUGAAGAAACAAUAUAUACUUAUAUAUUACGUACAGCGUGUUUGAAUUGUCAAGAAUCGUUUUCGGAAUAUAACAUGUGAAAAAGGAAUAAAUAAUAAGCGUAGUCGUUGUGAACAAACGUGCUAGCCUUCACGGAUUACUUUAACAAUUUUCGAAUGCAUGUUUCAGUGAUGAGGAUUUACGUUGCGGUGGCGUUUUUGGCGGCGACGUUUUUGACGUCACAUGCCACAGAGUCCACUGCAGCAGAUUCCGGUGGGUACCCAUUAUGCCAAACUACGGGUCCGCUGGGGAUGAUCACGGGUGAGGUACAGGACUGGCAGAUCACGGCAUCUUCCGCAUACCCUUACGAAUGGGACAACAAAUGCCGCGAGAAGUACGCCCGUGUUUACCUCGAGAACAAGUACGGCUGGUGCGCCAAGUACAAGUCGUCCUCCGAGUGGCUCCAGGUCGACCUGGGGGUCGCUUCCAGGGUGACGGGUGUGUUGACGCAGGGCCGAGCGGACGGAAAUGAGUGGGUGACGGCCUUUAUGAUUUCCCACUCUAAUAAUGCAUACAACUGGUAUUACGUACAGGACCAGUAUGGAAACCAAAAGAUUUUUGAGGGUAAUACUGACUCGUACUCGGUGAAGCACUCUUAUCUGGACUCGGCGAUAGUGGCCCGCUUUAUCAAGUUCCACACCGUGCAAUGGAACCGCCACCCCAGCAUGAGGGUCGAGAUCAUAGGAUGUCAACUGUGCAAGGUUCCACUGGGGUUGCCACCAUACGCCAAGAUGACUGCCUCCUCCUCAAAGAAGAGCGCCCAGUCAUGCCAACCGGAAGACGGAAACAUCCUUAGCCACAAAGGCUGGUGUGCAAAGAAAAAGAAAGACCCACAGUGGCUGCAGAUCGAUAUCGGACCGCCAGCUCUUAUUUCCGCAGUGAAGACGAGGGGCCGCGGGGAUUCCAAGAGGGCUCACUGGGUCAAACGGUUCAUGGUCUCCUAUAGCAACGACUCUGUCGUCUGGUACAAGUACAAGGACGCACACCACCUUGACCCCAAGAACGAAUGGUUGUGGACACCGACGUAUAAUGCGUCAGCCUCUCAAUUAAUUCCCGACCAGUACACAGACGAGGGCCUGAUUUUCGGCGGGAAUAGCGACAAGAGCACGGAGCGGACCCACUACCUAAACUCGCCGUUUGUUGCCAGAUACGUCCGCUUCUAUCCCAUCGAGUGGAACAAGAAAAUAUCCAUGCGGAUUGGCUUGCUCGGAUGCCCUUUUAUAGGUGAGUGUCCAGAUGGUUUCAUGCGCGUUAACGCCGAGUCACCUUGUGUUGAGAACCUAGCGUAUAAAAAGCGUGCGCUGAUCAGCACGAGCGCGCGCCACAACAAGCGUCACAUCACGUCAACACACGUGUCACAGGACCGGGCAGAGCAGGCCGUUGACGGCAAGCUGGAGCAGCGCCUGGGUUACUGCACGAUUCUGGACAACCUUUACGGGGACGUGUUUACCAUCGAUCUAGGCCGCAAACAGCGCGUCUCCGGCGUCCUCAUCUACACAUGGCAGGGCGAGGGAGAAGAGGGUGCCAGUGCAUACAAAGAUUAUAUGAACAAUUUAGACAAGCUGCUGGUGUACGUAGAUGAUUCCGGGAGUAAAAAUGAACCGAAAGAUCCGAAUUCUACGUCGCAGCUUUGUUCGUAUAUUUCACGACUCAACGACGCCUUGUUCAAACCUGUGCUUCACUUUUCAUGCAUGAGACCUUUGACUGGCAAAAAAGUUUUAAUCGAAGCAUGGAACGUUGAAAACAGUUGGAACAGGAUUUUCAGUGCUGUGUUGUGCGAAGUGCAAAUCUAUGAAUAGAGUAAUGGAAUAUCUAGUGUAUAUUUAAAACAAUCUUUCGAUGAGAAACGGGCAAACUUGUAAAUAAUUCACUGUGAUUCUUGAUCUUAUUAAUUAACCAUAUUUAAUUAAUAGCCAGUUUGAUCAUUUUGAAAAGUGAAUAAGGUCAAGAUCUAGCACAAUAUUUUUCGAAGGGUACAAACAUAUUAUCAGAAAACUUCAGGGUAACAAGGCACCAAUAUAAUUUACAAACUAUCCAUAGACUUCAACUAACAAGAUAAUCAUACAUAACAAGGUUUUCAUUGAUGCAUAAAUUAAGAUGUGUUCAUUAAAUACACGACACAGAUCUGAUACAAAACAUUUAACUCAUCACUACCUUGUAAAUAUCCUGUUCUACACUGUUCUACACUAUGGCCAGCAAAUAAUGUAAUUAUGUCUGAGAUAUUAUUAUGCAAACAGCCCAUUAUGGGCGGACAGUUGUGUCGACGAAAGGUUGAACAAGGCAGUGCCAAAAUAUAUAUGUGAAAUAGACACACGCCCACGUUUUGCUGGUGAUGUACGAUAGGCUGCAAGCAAAGUAACGUUGGACCGUACGUUGGAUACGUGGUGUAGCAAGGAGUCGGUACAUACUCAGCACUAGGUGGCUUUGUAAAGUGACAACUAUGGCAUGUUACGGAGAGUCAGACGGACUAUACAUGUGCCAGUGACAUGACGCUCAUCAACGCCCAAAGUGGCGUAAACGUUACACCGUUUUUUUGUAUCUCUCCACGGGCACCGGAGUGUAACCGGAAUUAGUAGGUCUUACGUGUAUACGGAGCUACGUCAACGUGCCUCCAGUACUGUGAACAAUAACAGUUCGCUUCCGAACUCGGAACUGCAAUGACUUUUCUAAAAAGCGGACUACGUUCCGAGCAAGCGGAAAGGAGUGGUGGACGUUUUCAUGUUAUUUGUAAUAUUAAACAUGUACAUGCAUAUUGUACUAGAUAAACGUUUGUGUUAGGAGAUUAGAGCUGCAGGAUCUGUAUGGUGUAUAUAGUGUUGACUGUGGUACUUGUAAGCUCUAGUGGUUGCAGCUGUAGAUGUCCAGUCACAUACCGUGCUGUUCUUCCACACCAGAAUUUAACACACAUAUAGAUACCAGGAUUUAACUUUAAACUCCUUAUUAGACAUUUGGCUAUCAUUUCAUCACAAUUCUACAGAGAAACAUGAAAUUUGGCAUACAAAUUUAAAAACUAAGUAGCUAAGUAGUUUCGCAAGAAUCUCAUAUCAAAACCAAACAUACAGAUUUCUGCUUCAUUAUCGAAUCUCUGUACCCUUAUACUUACAUAAUCACGAGUUGGAUUGCGAAUGUAUUUGAAACGCGCUUGUCUGACGUACCAGUAGUAGAUCAGGCAAAUUAUUGUUGUUCUGUAUGAGCAUGUAUUUCACCAGGAGCUAUGCAAACAUUUGUUAUGUAAAUAUGACUACCAUGACAUCACAAGUGUAGUGUAUGUUUGUGUAUUUAUAUACUCCCCUCCUACCAGCAAGUAGCACGUCAUCGUUAUACCCUAAUAAGUAUUUUAUGUUCAUUUUUGUAAAUUCGCGUUUAGAACACUGGGUUAUAUUUUUUUUUUACCUUUCUUUUCAUAUGUUUAUGAAACUUUAACAUGGUUGAACAAUUUAACAUUUUCAAAUAUGAAAGUCGAGUACUUUUGUCUGUCUGUGUAAAAUGAUCUUUAUUGAUGACAAACUGAAUUCUUUCAGCAUACAUCUUAAACCUUUUCCGUUAAACACUAUCUGUUCAUCUUGUUAGGUGACGCCAGACACGUCAAACACUAUAUUGUAAUGUGACGCCGGGCUGCAGUUCGUUACACGCUUUCUGUACGUAUUGAACGUUGACGCCUGUCACCAGUACGUCGAAUAAUAUAUGUACAUCUUGUAAGAUGACGCUGGACAUCAGUACGUCGAUAAAUAUAAUAUGUACGUGUUUUAAUGUGACGCCAGUUUCAAAUGCGUCAAACAAUGUAUGUACAUCUUGUAUUGGGACGUCAUCUGUUCAUCUUGGUAUCUGACGCUGGACUCCAGUAGUUCGAACAACAUCUGAACAUCUUGAAAUGUGACGUCAGACACCAGUGCGUCAAACAAUAUGUGUACAUUUUGAAAUGAGACGUCAUCUGUAUAUUAUUUAAUGUGACGCCGGACACCAGUACGUUAAUCGAUAUCUGCACAUCUUGUAAUGUGACGCCGGACACCAGUACGUUAAUCGAUAUCUGCACAUCUUGUAAUGUGACGACGGACUGCAGUACUUUUCUCGUCUUUGCUUCCUCGACUCCUCUGAUGUUUCAGUAGGUAGAAAUAUGUGUUGACUGUUACUUUCGAAUUUGGCUACGUAAAGGCAGCUUUAUGGUACUCAGUACCACACAACCACAAAACUUUCUCUAAACUGAGGGCCGAGUCUUGAUCCACAUAUAUUACAGUCAAAAAAAGAAUUAUAUGAAUCGACUAGAAAAUCGUGUUCAGAUGAUACAUGUAUGCCUGCAUCUACAAUACACAUAUAAAACAUGGAUAAUUUUCCUUGUAACGUUUUAAUACCGUCCUGAAAGAAGGGACGUGGCCUUUAGUUUGUGUUAAGGUUUCAGCUUAUCUUUUUUGUUAGUUUUGUAUUACUAGAGCCCUCUGAAUUGCACGGACUGCUUUUUCAGUGCAUAGAUUCGUUUUUGUAAGUUAUUUAUACCAAAUUUACUAUGUUAGUAAAUGCUAUGUUUGUAGAAUGUAUAAAUGAUCCCUGGUUGGAAUAAUUUUUACUAUGUUGUAAAUACAAUAAUUAUUGUUAUUAUAAUAAGUUAAUAAAACGUUAUUUGUACAAA
This is a messenger RNA of Mya arenaria, 5048 nucleotides long. Its product is annotated as lactadherin-like. Bases 541 to 2223 code for a protein of 560 amino acids. The record is from RefSeq and is a predicted model, not a curated record. The transcript has 11 exons. Lineage: Eukaryota; Metazoa; Mollusca; Bivalvia; Myida; Myidae.